GUCUUCCCCAGGAGGCUCCGGCCGCCGAGAACCAUGCCGGGGCGGCUGGGCCGUUGGCACCUGCUGGCUCUGCUUUCCCUCCCUUUUUGCCUGUGUCAAGAUGAAUACAUGGAGGUGAGCGGAGGAGCUAAUAAAGUGGUGGCCAGGAUAGUGCAGAGCCACCAGCAGACCGGCCGUAGUGGCUCCAGGAGGGAGACAGUGAGAGAGCGGAGCCAUCCUAGAACGGGGACGGUGGCUAAUAACGCGUCUGCAGACCCAAGGCCCCCGAGGCCCGAUGAGCUACCGCACCCCGAGGUAGAUGGCCUAGCCCAGAUCACCCCAUUCUGGGGCCAGUCUCCAUCACCGGGAGGACUGCCCCCAGAUUGCAGCAAGUGUUGCCAUGGAGAUUACAGCUUCCGAGGCUACCAAGGACCGCCUGGACCUCCCGGCCCCCCUGGCAUUCCAGGAAACCAUGGAAACAAUGGCAAUAACGGAGCCACUGGCCAUGAAGGGGCCAAAGGUGAGAAAGGAGACAAAGGAGACCUGGGGCCACGAGGGGAGCGCGGGCAGCACGGCCCCAAAGGAGAAAAGGGCUACCCGGGGAUCCCCCCGGAGCUGCAGAUCGCCUUCAUGGCUUCCCUGGCGACUCACUUCAGCAACCAGAAUAGUGGCAUCAUCUUCAGCAGCGUGGAGACCAACAUUGGAAACUUCUUCGAUGUCAUGACUGGUAGAUUUGGGGCCCCAGUGUCAGGUGUGUAUUUCUUCACCUUCAGCAUGAUGAAGCACGAAGACGUUGAGGAAGUGUACGUGUACCUCAUGCACAACGGCAACACGGUCUUCAGCAUGUACAGCUACGAGACAAAGGGGAAAUCAGACACGUCCAGCAACCACGCCGUGCUGAAGCUGGCCAAAGGCGACGAGGUGUGGCUGAGAAUGGGCAACGGUGCUCUGCAUGGGGACCACCAGCGCUUCUCCACCUUCGCAGGCUUCCUGCUCUUCGAAACCAAGUGAAUGUAUGACUAGACCAGCUCCACUUUGGGGGAGACUUGUAGCUCACCUGGGACUGUUAUGAUCUGAGGAACAUUAGAGUUAAGGGUUCUACCUGUUGUACUUUUUUAAAAAAAUUUAUCGGUUACAUUGUUAACGAUGCUACAGAUACAGCAACAAUGUGGGAUGAUGACUCAGGGGUUCAGAAGAAUCAAACACAAAACCGUCUUCCCAAGUGACCUUGACUGAAAUACUCGCCACCUUUAUCCCUCUUCCCUAGGCACCUAAAAGAGAUGUCCCCGCUUGGGACAGGUGGGAAAUGCUGGUUCUGACAGAGAAGUCAUUUGCAAAGAGUUUUGGCAGCUGUGUUUUUAACUUAAUAGCAGCUUUCAGGAACCCCUGCGGUUUUGAGUUCAUCACUAUGACUUUUCAGCAAACGGGAUGCCGUGAUUAAGAUGGGGCUGAGGCAAGAACAGGGGCACUUGCUAGGAUCAAGGUACCAGAAACAUGUGUACCACCUAGACUGGGGAGUAGCGCUCUGACCCAGUGGGUCCACAUUCAUAAAUGAAGCACAGAUACCUUUUAGUCAUUCCUGAUAGCUUUUAGAUAGCAAAAGUAUUCACAAUGCCCACACAUGAUCGACUCAUU
Eptesicus fuscus (big brown bat) is the source of this 1614-nucleotide messenger RNA. RefSeq names its product C1q and TNF related 3 (gene C1QTNF3). Gene Ontology annotation, molecular function: protein binding. NCBI's taxonomy places the organism in Eukaryota, Metazoa, Chordata, Mammalia, Chiroptera, Vespertilionidae. The coding region runs from base 34 to 990 and encodes 318 amino acids. The transcript is spliced from 6 exons. The record is from RefSeq and is a predicted model, not a curated record.